Molecule: messenger RNA, 2819 nt
Organism: Chinchilla lanigera (long-tailed chinchilla)
Lineage: Eukaryota; Metazoa; Chordata; Mammalia; Rodentia; Chinchillidae
Gene: Fam219b
Product: family with sequence similarity 219, member B
Exons: 5
Coding region: 67-642 (191 amino acids)
Source: RefSeq, a predicted model, not a curated record
GCCCGCCCACUGCUGGCACGGGAGCCGCGGGGCGGGGCGGUGUUGCCGGCCGGGCCAGGCCUGGCCAUGGCGUCUGCGGACCCUGGUGGCCGCACGGCUCGGACUUCCACUGUCGGGUCCCGGGCAGGCGCGGGCCCGGAGCGUGCGGCGGGAGCUGCAGGCCUGUCCUCAGGAAGGAGAGGCGGAGAGCGUGCCCCCGCGGCCGUGGAGAAGCGCGGGCCGUACACGGUGGCGCGCGCGCCGUCGGUCCAGGCCAAGCUGCAGAAGCACCGGGACCUGGCCAAGGCAAUGCUGCGGAAGAAGGGCGUGCUGGGCGCCCUGCCGAGCCGCCCCAACUCUUCAGGGAAAAGGUCAGUGAAGUUUAACAAAGGCUACACUGCUCUGAGCCAGAGUCCAGACGAGAACCUGGUGUCCCUCGACUCUGACAGCGAUGGCGAGCAGGAAUCCAGAUACUCCUCCGGGUACUCCUCUGCCGAGCAGGUGAACCAAGAUGUAAACCGGCAGCUGCUACAGGAUGGCUACCACCUGGAUGAGAUUCCAGACGAUGAGGACCUGGACCUCAUUCCCCCUAAGCCUGUGGCUUCCUCCACAUGCUCCUGCUGCUGGUGCUGCCUUGGGGACUCUUCCUGUACCCUCCAAUAGACAGAAGCCUCCAGCACAGGCCCUGCUUACCACGAGGCAGACAGAGCCUGGUGGCCUUCAUAGCUCAAGAGCACAGUGGGGACAGCUGUCAGCCCAGAAUCUCUGGAGGCACUGGCCCGCUGCGAUUGGGGACCUGCAAGGAGCCCUCACCCAGUGCUUCUCGAGCCAGAGGCCCAUUGGGCCAUGGGGUUGAUGAGUGGCAUUCUGCAGUUUCCCUCCGUUGUCGGUGCAGAGUUUGGAAAAGCUGCUUUAGUAAGGGCGGGAGCAGAGGAAUUAGGGUUCAUAUGGUGGCUGGAGGAGGUGGCUGAGAAGCACACUGGCAGACGUUUUGACUGGUGUUUGCUGUCAGGGGAAGGGACAGCUUUUGUGUCCGGGCAAUGUUGUAUGGAGGUGGAAGAUAGCACUUCAUGGCUCGAAGCUGGGACUCUGAAGAGAAAUUUAACUGGGACAGCUCAGGAAAUUCCGUAUGUUGCCCUCCUCUUCCCGGCUGUUAGGUGGGUUCUUAGAUGUAAGCUUCGAGAGCACAAUGCAGGUCCCUCUGUUCCCUCUUCAGCUCCUGUCACUAUGGCAGGAAAUAUAGCAGGUUGCCAACAGGAUCGUGGCUUCCAGAAUCCCUGGACCUGGGACAGCUGUCCAGUGGGUUAACACUGGUUGGCCCCUCCCUACUUAGAGGAAAACUGCUUUAUGUUAGACAUUUAUUUAUUUAUAUUUCUGUAGUCUUGGCUGGCUUCUCCACCCAUCUUGAGCUGAGGCUGCCUUGAAGGUACUGGGGCUAGUGCCAGGCGCCUGCAGGUUUUUUUGCUCCCAGCAGAGGGAGCUAUUGGGCAGUCUUGUGCCUUCUUGUUCAGCCUUUUUACUCUGGAGACAGCAGUGGGUGCCUUUGGUGUACUGGUGGUGUGGCUUGGAUGAAGACCCAAGCCAGGCAGGAUGGGAAGAAGAGACCUGAGCCAGCUCCCAGGAGCAGUAACCCAGUGGCCAGUGCAGCGGCCUCUCCAGCCUGGGCCAUCCUACGGCUAGACGACUCUGUGCCAGAGUAGACCUUUACUAGCUCUUGCCUAGUGUGCGAGGCCCUGGAAAAACCACAAGCACUGGGCUUUCCAGCAUGCCUUCGGGUGAACCCUGCCGGAGAGUUUCUCUUGCUAUCCCAAGCCUCCCCUGGAAUGAGUUUUAUGACCCCCGCCGCCUUUCUUGCCUUACUCAGGUGUGCAGUUGGAAAGCGGGUGCACAGGGUUCAUAGCCCGAGGUGCAUGGUAGUCAGGAUGAGGGUGUACAGCAUCCAGUCUCUUGCUUCGCACAUGUUCUUUGACCACUGAGGGACAGUAGAGACUCACAGCUCCACUAGAAGAGGCGGGUAGGAAAGGAUGGCUGGACUGUUCCUUGUCAAGACACUGUCCCCAGGAAGGCCAUCCUGGCAGUGCUUGGUAGCUUCUGUGUUUCUGAGGCUGGGAGGUUGAGGAGUGCACUCCAUCUUGGGCUGUGACUGAUUAUUCUGCUGCUGGCAGUGCUGCAGGAUGGAGAUGGAUAGAGACUCAAGGCCUAUCAGCUUGGGGCUGGGAUAGGUGAGGUGGUGGCUACUUUGUUCUGCAGUGGGACUCUUUAACUACCCAGGCACUUCAUAUUGAGCUGUCCACAACACAAAGACCACAUAUAGGCCUCUCGGGUUUCUGUAGGGGGAAGAGCGCACAUCAGAAGGUGGGGGGUGAAGUGCAGUGUGGAGGAGGCUGGGGUGGGGACACUCCGUGACACCAGAGGGGAACAUGGAAGCCACAUGUGGGGCCAUGUUUGAGGGGGCCCUGGUUAGAACAGAGUAUACUGGGCAUUUGGGAACCCAGGCUAUGCCCUCUGUGUGGUCACUGUUGCAGUGGGAUGCUUGGACUCCAACAGCUCCCUGAGGGGAGUCCUACAGGAAGGCCUUGUGGCGGGGCACACAUGGUCAGCUGUUGGGGCAGGGUCGCAGACCAAAUACUACCAAUUAAGGCACCAAGGUGCCCAGAGCCACGCUGCCUUAAUUCAGAGCAAGGUAUGCAGUACAGGUGACAGUCCCCUGGGGGAGGGGUGCCUGGGGCUCCCUCAGGCAGGAGUGGUUCCACCUUGUGUUCACACAGUGCUUGACAGACCCCUUGGCUUGUACUUCUGCAUUCUGUAUGCUCAUGAAUAAAUAUAUCCAUGCUAGCUGA